Molecule: messenger RNA, 1340 nt
Organism: Dermacentor silvarum
Lineage: Eukaryota; Metazoa; Arthropoda; Arachnida; Ixodida; Ixodidae
Exons: 7
Coding region: 147-797 (216 amino acids)
Molecular function (GO): GTP binding; GTPase activity
Source: RefSeq, a predicted model, not a curated record
AGUCGCCGUGGCACGCUUAUCUCGGCGGUGUGAUCGGUGUCUUUCCGGCAUUCCUUUCAAGUUUCGAUCAGAUCAGUGCGCGUAGUUUCCGCAAAAAGCGUCUCGCCACCGGCAUAUAGCACCGACGGGGCUUCUUGCUUUCUGCAAUGAACGAAGAGUAUGAUGUCGUGUUGAAUAUCCUUAUUGUUGGGGAAAAAUGUGUCGGCAAGACUGCCCUUCAGCUCAGAUUUACGGAUUGUGCCUUCACAGUAAACAACCGGAUGACACUUGGUCUUGACUACAGAAAUAAAGUGAUACAGUUAGACGGCAGCAGGAUAAUGGUGGUCGUUGUCGACACGAUGGGCCAAGAACGGUUCCACUGCAUUACUUCCAUCUACUACCGCGGAGCACAUGGCAUUAUUUUAGCCUACGAUGUCACAGACCAGAACAGUUUCAACAACCUCGGUUACUGGAUGGAGCAGGUCAACCUCUACGCAAGAGGCGACGUCUGCAAGCUUCUGGUUGGAUGCAAAAGUGACCGCACGGAUGCGAGAGCUGUCGAAUACAAUACAGCGAAGGCGUUUGCAGACCAGCAGGGCCUCCAGCUCAUCGAGACGAGCGCAAGAAACGGUACCAACGUGGAGGAGGCGUUUAGGGCGAUUGCGGCAGAUAUUAUGCAGCGUUCGCUUCCGCCGACCACGGGAACUGCCUCUGAGAACGACGUGGUCAGGCUCCACAGAGGUUCACCUGCCAACAACCAACAUGGGUUUAAUAGCUGUUGCUCGUCUUUGAAAGAUUUAUUCAAACGAAGGGCCUAAAGAUACGUCGCACGUACACGAGAACGUUUAUUAAACAUCUUCCUAAAAUACGGCGGAUCCACUGAAAGAAACCGUUUCGGCAAAGCCGCAUCGAUCCUGCGAGGCUUCACACCACCUUCAGAGUGGUUAGAAUACUUACAGAACUGUGCAACAUACUCGCAUACCUUGCCGCCAUCACAUGUGCAUGGUGGGGUUCUGCACAUAUUAUGGUGAAUCUACACGCAGUAGCUCACUUUGAUGGCAGUCAGUGACAGCGCGGCUGAGAGCUGUCACUGACGCAGUAGCUCGCGUUUGCAACGAAAGCUGUAUCUAGAUGUGGCUGUAGGCUCUAUGCACAUUCUCGAUAAAAUGUUAGAGAAGCAUGUAGGUUAAGUGCGCAAGAAGUUGCCUUCAUAAACGCCGAAUUCAACAAAAAUAAUUCGGCAAGGGCCUUCGGCAAGUUUGCAGGCAGUGGUUACAAUAUAGAUGUAAAAGUUCCUGCAUGUGGUCGCUGACGGCAUGAGAGUAAAAUCUUUGCUUUGUUGGCUGGGUACCCUGGUUCAA